GCCUGGCUUGGCUCCACCCCCUUGGCAUCGCUGUGUUCUUCGUUUGCUUAGGGUGUGUGUCUAUGUGUGUGUAUGUGUGUGUGUGUGCUGGGAAAAGCCUGCCAACGUUGGAUGCCAAGCCAUUGCUUGUUUCUCUCUCGAACCGUCACGUUGCCGUCCCAUAGUUCUUGCCUGCGGAGUUUAUAUGUGCGCGUUCUUUCAUUCGGCAACCCCAUCUGAGCUGCGCCGUACCACCCGUGUGCUGGAGAAGGGGAGGGGAAGCGAUCGUCAUCGCUAGUUGAGCUCAGUCAGUAGUACCGAAAACGAAGUGGUGUUACUGUAGUGUGCGCCUAGUCGCGAGAGAGCGCUUCCUCCGUUCUACCCAAGCUUUGGCCGCCAUUGUGAAUCCGCGCCCCUGUGUGUGUCUAUACGAGUGAGGAGGGAGGGGGACAGAAAAUAUAGUUUGAGAACGUUUUCUAUCACCGACGCCAUUGUGAAUCGGGUGUCGGCAUCUCGCUCUAAAAAAGAGGAAAUUCGCUACUAGUGUUUGUGUCUUUGUUUUUGACGUUUUUGUGUUUCUUGGGCAUUCGUCGUGAGUGGAUUAAUUCUAAAAACUAAAAGGUUGCCACAGGUUUAAGUUAUGGAAGAAAUUGACCUAGCGUUCUAAGAGCGAUCAGAAGUUUGUUAACCUAAGCAACGAUGGGAUCGUGUCGUCGUGGAUGUGCUUGCAGCAUCGACAGCUGGAUCGUCAGCUCGGCUGGAUGGGCUCCGACGAUGAAGUGGCCAUCAACGCCAUGAAAUGUGCGUCAGUGUCGUUGGUCUACAGCCUCCUCAGUGUCCAUUGCGCAGUAGCGGGAAACGUAGCGGAAGCAGCAUCAGCCAACAACAAUCCAUUCGUCGACAUAGUACGGAGAACAAGAGGAGUAGGUGGUCUGGCCGGCUCGUCUGGUCUCUCGGCGGCCCGGCAGCGAGUGCCAUGGCCCCUGCUUUGACUCAGGCCACACCGCAUCAGCGCUGUUGCCCUCUCAAUAGCAGCCCAAACGCCCCCCCAAGUUUGACAUUACUCCCGAAAUCCCAUCAUUCGUCUUUGUUGAAAGACACUCGUGAAGUGUGGCCGUCUCGUUGCUGCGGCACGAACGGCUCAGUGAAAACAACAGACAUUCGUAGUCCACGAAAUAGUACCAGCAGCAAGUGUCAAAGAAACUCUGGUGGUAUAGGCGUAGCCGUUAGCGGCCAAGAAAUAGCUCGGUCGGACGAAUUGACCAAGAGUCGGGGCGGCGGCGGCGGUGGUAGUGGUGGUGGUAUCGCGGACGGCCAGGGAACCCUGGAUCCGCCACCAACCAUUGUCAACAAGGCUUUAGCGGCACCCGGGCCGCCCCCGACGAUUGGACAAGGCAUCGAUCUGGCGCAUAUCAUCCCUUCGGCUACAGCCGUUGCGCCCAGGUCGUCUCCUCCCAGUAGCGGCGGUGGUAGGGGAACAUCGCCGUCACUCAACGGUAACGCCAACAUGGGCCUGCAUCCCACAGCUCCAGGGGAUCGAAUGGAUCUCGAUUCCCCACCUUUGGUUGUUCAAACGGCCGGUAAAACCCCCGAAUGGUCAGCCACGACGACUACUACUACUAACACCACCUCCUCCUCCUCCACUACCACCACCACCACCACCAAAACGGUAGACGGGAGUCUUGAAGUGAGUGAAGAGGCUGAAGCCAGCGUCCAAGAUAUUCUCGAUGCCAUCAAAAGUAUGGAAGUGGAGCAGUGCGCUGACAUUGGUCUCUCGGCGGCAGAGCAACAAUUGCUCCGUGAUGCAGCUGCCGCAGUCAUGGAAGACGUUGCUGCCCUUCCGGUCGGCGGAGAGCCUUCACCGGUGGUGGUGGUCGACAAGGAAGCCGAAGUGGAGCGCCGACUGAAUGAGGCUCGUGUCAAACAGCAGCAAAUCGAAGCGAGGUGCCAGACGCUGUUGCGACGGGCCGGAAGGCUGCAGUCACGCCAUGUCGGCCGACACGUGGCUGAUCAAGUGGCGCAUUUUGUGACUUAUGCCAAAGAGACCCUGUCUAUUGGGGGCAAAGGCGGUCCUCAUGGCACCGCCGAAUCCAAUCUCUAUGGAUGGGCAGAAGACGGGCGGCUUCCAACGCGCGAAGAAGUUCGUAACAUCCCAACUGCAACUUUAGUCAACCUCGUUAGUCGACUUCAGGCUCCACCCGUCUCCUACCUGAGCAACCGGCGAUAUUUCGGUCUUUCCAAUCGUUGCGCGGCUCCAUCCUCUGGCCAGCAACAACAAUAUCAGUCCUCUGCGAGCCACUACAAUCGAACAGGUCGCCAGUUGACCAGUCAGAUGGCUGAAACUUUAGAAGAAGUCGCCGGCCUUUGGGAGGCACAGCUUCGUUACCUGCAGCGUCACGACGAUCCGGACGCGACGGAAAGCAGUUCCGGUGGUGAAAGUGACGAUGAGGCUGCCCCUCCCGCUAUUGUCGAGCCGUUCAUGCCCACCCCCACCUCAAGCACGACCAACGAAACAGGAGCUCUCGAUAGUACUACUGCUGCAUCUGCUUCCAGUCACGCAGGUUCAACAACUUCUACCCCGGUCACCGGCCUGCCCACGCCGGCUCCGAAACCCGUCUCGACGUAUCAGCGGGCUGCGUGGAGAUGGGCCCGCGAUCGAGCAGCAGUGGCAGCCAGGUGGUCGUGGUUGCAAGCGCAAGUUUCGGAUCUCGAAUAUCGCAUCCGCCAACAUACGGACGUUUACAGGCAAUUGCGAGCAGCCAAAGGUCCCGUCCAGUUUGCCACGGCCAACGGUCUGACGACCAGUACAUCGUCCAGCCCGGUCAAAAGUGAGCCCAGUAGUUGUAGUGCAGAUACGGCCGAAGCAGAAGCGACGGCUUCGUCUCCUUCAUCUUCCAGUCGAACUCGCCCAUUGGUGAGCAUGGCUGGAACGAGUGGCAGCAACAGUGGCAGCAACAACAAUAGCGCUGGUGGAGGUUUCCGCCAUCGCCGGUUGAUCAGAGCCUCACAAAUCGCGGCGGGUAGCGGUCGAAAACCGAGUCGUCAUUCGUCGACAGUUCGAUGUUGCUGCGUCAUGUCCCGCAUAUACACGCCGUGCGUGUUGUGCAAUGGCAAGAACAAUUAUCUGCUGCCGGUAGAUCCUGAUGGCAUGACGCUCAGGGAGCGAAUCGGCCUGACGGACCGUGGUUUCCAUCCAGUUCUCUCGUUGCCGCAAGACAUUCCGCUCAGCGCUCACGUCGAUUCGCUUCUCAAAUCAGGCGAUUGGCGUCCGCCGCCACCUCCCACGUCGCAUCAGCACGUUCCACGCGGGAAUAUAAACAGUCGGCGUUCCAGCUUGAAGGCAACACAAGAGGACGAUAGUUUAUUGGUUGCCGGUUCGGCUAAACGAAAAUCCAAUAACAAGAGGAAGACCAAGGCGAUUGACGGCGGCAGCGAGGACGGCAAACUGGAUAGGAGAAAGGCGUUGAUGAAACGAAGGAAGCGUUCAGCUUUGUCGACUGAUGUCCAGGAUGAAGAUAGCGCCUCGUUCCCUUCGUCGCCGUAUGACACUGGUAGCGUUCAGUCGACCACGCCAGGUCGACAGGGAAACAAUCGCAACGAGCGUAGCUCCGUCUUCCAAGAAUUGAUGCGACGCAGGACCUCGUACGAUAUCGAUAAUAUCGUCAUUCCUUACAGCAUGGCGGCCACGACUCGCGUUGAGAGGCUGCAAUACAAAGAAAUCCAAACGCCUAAAUGGCGCACGGUCGACGACGAGGAAUUGGCUGCUGGCCAGGAAGUGUUAGAAGACAUUGAGGAUGUCAGCGAAGAAGCGUGCGUUGCGCGUCACGAUCGCUCCGAAUUGGAAGAGAGGCGCAAGUUUAUGAGCUAUUUGAAACAGCCUGCGGGAGUAACGAGAGGCCGUCGUCGAGUUGACCAAAUUGAUCGGCUGGACAGCCGGGCCGAUCAGAGCUCCGGUGCCAAUACGCCCGACCCGAUGUCACCAAUCGGUUCCAAAGUCACCGACGGCUCGAUGAUGGAUGUAGACCUUCCUGUCGAAGAAGGAGAACGCGUCGCCGCUGACAUGCCAACAGCUGACGGAUCGUUAACAGCUUCUGCCAUCAAAGAACGUCGACGCACUGCCUCCUUGACGAAAAGAGAUUCCAGUGUAUGGAAAUUUCACGAUGACAAUUCCGGCAUGUCCUGGGAGAUGGAAGAGCCGUUUUUUACAGUCGCCCCAUAUGAGCCACGCCUGUUUCCCCUGUCGGACAGUGUCUAUGACCAAUUGGUUGAGGAGAUGCCUCCUGAAGAAGCCGACGAAGAAUUGGCACCGCAGGAGGCUGGUACACGAUUGAAUAAACGAGAAGCUAGAUCAUCCGAGUGCGGCAGUGCCAGUGUUGGAGUGCCCGUCGUUUUGGCUCCAGGAGCCACGCCGACGACUACGACGUCGUCCGUGGACGACGAAGCUGUCACCUUUGUCUCUGAAUCAACAAAUUCACCUGGUGCCGACGACCUCGAUGUCGAGGAUGAGGACCCCAAUGAUCCCGAGUGGGAAGGAAGCCAGGGUAGUGCUCCGAGGAGCAAGAAGAGAUAGCCUAAAUCGUCGCUCUCCAUUUCCCCCUGUAGAUGCGAAACAAACGCUAAUUCCUCUCACCACCGUGUGUCUGUUACCAAGCUCCGUAGUGUGUCGUAAACAAAGCAAAACAAAAUCAAGUUAAACAAACAAACAAAAAAAGUUAACUCUUCCUUAAACGUAGUAACAAGAUGGUCGAUUUAUGAUUUUUUUUUUUUUUUCCUUUUUUUUCCUUUUUUUUCCUUUUUUUUCCUUAGCUCUUCGAAUACAUACGCGGAAGAAGACGAAAACUUGAGUAUGUGUGAUAGAUUUAUACAUAGUGAAAAUGAGAAAGAGAGUAGGAGAAACGUGACUCUUUCCUCUUUUGCUGUACAUAGUUGCGCAAGAAAUUGAAAAGUUGGAUGAUAAUGUCUGGUUGUUCGUCACUCCGAUCUGUUGGCGCAACCUUUAUCCCUUUACUCCUCACAUGUUUUUUUUUUUUUUUAUUUUUAUUUUUUAUUUGUGCUUUGUUUCCUGUGCUAUGUAAUUCGCAAAGUCACCUCUGUUCCCUUGUUUACACCGUCUUUCUUUCCUCUCUUUCUACCCAAACACACUUAAAAACAAGUAAUUGCGGAUCGAGUGCAGAUUGUGAGAAAUUAGACUCGUUUUGCAUGGGUUCUUUCGUCAUUUAGUUCACCUCUUUACACUGUUCGGUUAUGAAAAGGGAAGGGAUAAUGACCCCUGUCGAACAACUGAUUAUAAAUAUUUAACCAAGUUCAUAUAUUUUUUUUUUAAUUCUUUUCUGUUGUGGAUUUCCUUCAUGAUGUUUUUUUUCCGUCUUGGUCCACGUUUCUUUCAUCAGUGUAUAAAUAUCAUACUAUUUCUUUCUCGUUUCCCUUACCCUCUUGGCAUUCGUGUGUUUAUUUUGUUUUGUUUUGUUUUUUUUUCUCUCGAAAAAAACAAACAAAAAAAAUACAGUUCUCCCAGAUUGUUCACAAAAA
Daphnia magna is the source of this 5508-nucleotide messenger RNA. It is a transcript of the gene nsl1, whose product is annotated as KAT8 regulatory NSL complex subunit 1. The coding region runs from base 779 to 4549 and encodes 1256 amino acids. The transcript has 5 exons. Gene Ontology annotation, molecular function: histone acetyltransferase binding. NCBI's taxonomy places the organism in Eukaryota, Metazoa, Arthropoda, Branchiopoda, Diplostraca, Daphniidae. The record is from RefSeq and is a predicted model, not a curated record. Gene Ontology annotation, cellular component: NSL complex.